Molecule: messenger RNA, 847 nt
Organism: Nicotiana tabacum (common tobacco)
Lineage: Eukaryota; Viridiplantae; Streptophyta; Magnoliopsida; Solanales; Solanaceae
Source: RefSeq, a predicted model, not a curated record
GAGGUGUCUUCAAGCUCGAACUCUUUUUGCCUGAAGAGUACCCGAUGGCCGCUCCUAAGGUUCGAUUCCUCACCAAAAUCUACCAUCCUAACAUUGAUAAGCUUGGAAGGAUAUGUCUUGAUAUUCUUAAAGACAAGUGGAGUCCUGCACUUCAGAUCCGUACUGUACUUUUGAGCAUUCAAGCACUUUUGAGUGCUCCAAACCCGGAUGAUCCACUCUCUGAAAACAUUGCAAAGCACUGGAAGUCAAAUGAGGCUGAAGCUGUUGAAACGGCCAAGGAGUGGACACGCCUAUAUGCUAGUGGUGCAUGAAGACAUAGCAACGAAAUAUUCAAAAAUAACAAAAAUUAUGGAAUGUAUUCUAUUGACUUGCUUAUCAAUAUGACACUUCGGACGGCUGUUAAUGCCCGGACUCUUCCGAUUACCUCCCAUAAUUGCUUCCCUGCCCUUGAAAUUGUAUAAUUUAAUGUGACAUCCGUUGGUUUUCCAGUGUUCAGGAAUGAACUACUUACAACAAAACUGGAUAUGGUUUUGAGAAAGGGAUAAUGUCACUGCAAGGGUAUUUAAUGUUUCAGAUCUGUGGUUGGAAUUGGAAACUAAUGUUGCUGCAGCUGGUAUGAACCUCCAUAGAUUUGUUUCAAGAUAAUGAAUGUGCUAACGUAGAGAUCAAUGUUUGACCUGUUUUUCUUUCUUAUUUUCUGUUUUGCCCAUUCCUGGAUUGCGUGCUUGGGUUUGCUUGCUUUUUGUUUCUUUUUCCAUUCAACGUUUUUGUCCUACCAUUCCAUGUAUUGUGGACACGGUUAGAAACCCAAAACAAUAUUUUAUAAUACUAAACGAAGAUACUUCGA